Messenger RNA from Bufo gargarizans (Asiatic toad), 1179 nucleotides. RefSeq names its product protein kinase C theta type-like. The record is from RefSeq and is a predicted model, not a curated record. NCBI's taxonomy places the organism in Eukaryota, Metazoa, Chordata, Amphibia, Anura, Bufonidae. Gene Ontology annotation, biological process: protein phosphorylation. Gene Ontology annotation, molecular function: ATP binding; protein kinase activity. The transcript has 5 exons. The coding region runs from base 1 to 1179 and encodes 392 amino acids.
AUGGCGUCUACUGGACACAGAGGAGACAGCGAGAAGAGAGAAGAUGAGAAGAGGAAGAGGGAGGAAGACUGCGAAGACGGAUCCAAGGAGAUGAAGAAGAGGAGAGAAGAUGACAGGAUAUUGGAGGAUGAGGAGCCAAGGGCCGGAGGCAGCCAGGACCCCGUAACAUCCAGCCCCUACCCCAAAUUUAACAUCAAUCGCUUCACCUUCCAUCAGGUGUUGGGUAGGGGCAGCUUUGGCAUAGUGCUCCUGGCAUCAGUUCCCCGCCGGAACACCUAUGUGGCUAUCAAAAGUAUAAGAAAAACAGGGGACAAUGCAGUAGCUUUAAGGAGAGAGCGACGGAUACUCCUGGAGGCCCGAGACUGCCCAUUCCUAUGCCAUCUCUAUGCCGCACAUCAGUCUCAGGAGCGGGCCUAUUUCAUCACAGAGUAUCUGUCCGGCAGCAGCCUGGAGGCUUUAAUCAAAAUGUGCGGCUACUUGGACAUCAACAAUGUAAGAUUCUACACAGCAGAGAUUGUAUGUGGCCUCCAGUUCCUCCAUGGACACAACAUCGUCCACCGAGACAUAAAGCCAGAGAACAUCAUGCUGGAUAAAGAUGGACACAUCCGCAUCAUAGACCUAGGGCUGGCCCAAGAUGGUGUCACCUCCUCCAAUAAGACCAGUGGAGUGACGGGUACACACUGUUUUAUGGCCCCUGAGGUAUUUGUCGGAAUGGAGUAUUACACAGCAGUUGACUGGUGGAGCCUGGGGAUUGUAGUGUCCAGAAUGUCAUCAGGACGCUCCCCAUUUUACUAUGGCCCCAUCAGGAAAGAGGCGUACAAAUCCAUCACCAGAGCCAAGCCAUACAUCCCAUCUUGGUUGGACGCCGACGUGCAACAUCUUAUUAAAAAACUGCUGCGUAAAAACCCUGACAGGCGGCUGGGUGUCUAUAAGAACAUCAGACACCAUCCAUUCUUUAACAGCAUUGUCUGGGAGGAACUGGAGGAGAGGAGAGCACAGCCGCCAUGUGUACCAUUCAGGGCAGCUCUGGAGAACAAAUAUCUGCAGUGGCCGAAGGAUACAACACCACUUCACCCCGUGGCUGGAUUCUCCUAUGUGUCACCAAGCUUGGCCCGGAUCAGCCCGUGCCUACUGCCCAGAGCUUUGUGCCUCCUGAUACACAUCUCUGCUGCUGUAUAA